CUGGAUUAAUAGUUGUCCUGAGUCGAGCCAUUUCAUACUCAGAGAGCAGACACUCCACCUGAGGGACCACUACUCCAACAUUCUGCUCCUCCAGUGGACCACACAUACACACCAACCCACAUGGAUACCCCAAAGUGAUCUCACAGCCGUCACCAUGGUAACCCGGGACGGAACCACAAUCGCCGUCCCCGAGCAACAGCGCCACACCGGGCGACACGUCAGAUGGCAAAGAGAUGCAUUUUUCCUUCCUUUCCAAGUAUCAACAAGGACGUAUUUGCAACCGUUCGCAAAUGGCGGAUGGCGAAGUAUGAUUGGUCAGAUCACCUGUCAAUCAAGCUCCCUGCUGCGCAGUGUAAGUUACCUCAGUCGCUCUAGCGCUACAGUGGUAUCGUGACAAGAACAUCGCCGGAUCGGAUGAUCUGGCAUACACAGACUCAUGGCCAAGCUAGCACUAAACAGCCCUGAAUUAAAGUCUAUCGAACAGGGGGUCAAGAAUCAUUUUAAAUGGAGCUGGUUGCUGGAGACUGUCCAAGUUGAGGGAAACACUUUCUCACUCAGUUGCUUUAGCAAAAUUAGAGAACCAGGCAAAGCUAUUUGCAACAUUUGCAACCACCCUAUUAACUAUGGCACAAGUGGGAAGAUUGCACUCCGGAAACAUAUGAUGCAUCCAAAACAUGUGAAACUGUGGAAGAUCCAACAGCAGAACAUGCACAUUGAGAUCGCACGAGCUGAUAACAUCAUUGUUGCGGCUCCGCACAACAACUCGGCGCAACCCAGAUCAAUUCCUCCUCUAUGCAACCGUGUUGCUCAGGAUCAAGCACUCAUGCUUGGAUUUAUUGCUGAAAAUUCUCUUCCACUGUCAGUUACGUCUGGGAUUAUUAAAUUGGCUCAAGAGUUGGCCAAAGAUCCAAAAGCACUUGCUGAACUGUCAAUGGACAGGACAUCUGCCUCAUAUAAGCUCACCCAUGGUGUGAAGAAGACUAUCCUGGAUGAAGUACUUGAGGAAAUCAGAAGUGUCCCCUUCUCCCUCAACGUUGAUGAGGCCACAAGCAAGACAAACAAAAGAGUAUUAGGUGUGCUUGUGAGCUACUGGUCCGAGAAACACGAGAGGAUGGUUGUCCAACACCUUGCAGCUUUGGAGCUCAUAUCUGUAACGGCAGAAUCUCUCUUCAGUGCACUGGAUGGGCUUUUUGAAAGGAUGAAUCUCCCAUGGGAUAAUCUGGUGUCAAUUCUCAUGGACUCCUGUGCUGUUAUGAGGGGCUCUAAAAAUGGCUUGGAAAAGAAGAUCAGAGACCGCCGUGCCCCUCAUCUCCUCGACAUCGAUGGUGACUCAUGUCACCACCUUCAUAAUGCCAGCAAGAAAUUGUGCUGUCCUUUUGAGCGUUGGGUUGAGUCUUUGCUGUCAGACCUGCACACAGACCACAAAUGGUCAGCUGACAUGAAAGAUGGCCUCAGAGAAAUUUGCAGCAUAUUUGGAAUCCGUUUCUCGCGGCCAGAGUGCUAUAUUCCACACCGGUGGCUCUCAGUCUUGGAUGUCAGUCUGGAAACAUUGCGAAUGUGGGAUGCACUGGUCAUGUUUUACUAUGCCUUCCUGAGUAAUGAAGAUAAGUGUACAUACAAGGACAUUGUCAGUGCCAUUCUACAGAAGCGUGAAGUACAGGAAACAGGCAGGGCCCGGAUCAAGGAGUUGUGGAAGGAGUUGGGGAACAGGUCCAAGAACUUCACAAACGAGGGGAAGAUGAGGAAGGUCAGGAUUUGCAAGAAGGUGCUAACAAGAAAACCCUCCUUGAGCUCCACUUCUAUUCAGCAGUCCUUCCCAUGCUGAAACAUUACGUCCUGCUUUUUCAGUCCAAGGACCCAAAGGUUCAUAAACUCCAUGAUGAGCAGGAGAAACUUGUCAGGGAGUUUUUAUCUUGCUUCAUCAAGCCAGAAGAAUUGAUUAACAGCAAAGGAAGGAAUCUGUCCGGGCCAAAGAUGAAGUUGCUUGACCUGACAUCGACAGAGGCCCAUCUUGCAGCACCUUUUGUUGGCUCUGAGGCCUCAUCCCUCCUUGACCAACUAGGGAGGGAGCACCCUGUGGUGAAGGCUUUCAAAACUAAGGUAAUCCAAGCCUACACCAGCUGUGCAGGUGACCUUCAAACAAAGCUACCUCUUGACAGUCCAACCCUAAGGACUCUGUCAUGCUUGGACCCAGAUGCACGGGGAAGCCAUCACAUUCUUCCUCAUCUCCAGAAGUUGCCGAACAUGUUUCCAGCUGUGAAGCUUAAUGAACUGGAGAGAGCUGGAUUUCAACAUGAAAUACACAGAUAUGCAAGUGACAUGACACUACCUCAGAUGACAGAGGAGGCAAGAGUUGAUUUAUGGUGGAAUAUUGUGAGAAAGACUCAGAGGUACCCAGCGCUCUGCAAGCUUGCACUGUCUGUACUAUGCCCAUUUCAUGGUCCACAGGUGGACUCAGCAUUCAGUGUAAUGUCCAACAUCCUGCAAGCCAAAGCUGCCAACCUAAGUGUUGAGACAUACGAGUCCUAUCAAGUGGUCACAUACAACCUUGCAGGUGUCGGCCAUGAAGGUGUCGGCCAUUCAGCACUACUCCAGGAAGACAAAGGAGAGUCCUGUUAAUGUACAGCUGUGCAGAAAUGUAAAACUAUCGAGCCAAAGGUACAGAGCUCUGCUCAGAGAUAAAGAAGAACUGAACAAAAGGCCUUAUAACUCUGAGAAGCCAACGGCCGGCAAGAAAAUGGCAAAAGAUGCCAUCGUGGCAGCAGCUGUGAGUGCCAGGCGCAAAUUCCAAAAGAAAUGUGUAGAGGCUCUAAAAAAGCUUGCUACAAAGGCUAAAGAGUCAUACAAAAAUCGAGGCCUUCUUUUGACAUAAACAUUUGCAUGUUGCACAUUUAGCAGUUAAAGUUGGGUAAAAAUGUAAAACAAAAAUAAGUUAAAAUAUAUUUUUUUGUCAUGGUUGUUGUUAUAGAGAGAGGUGGUGAUGGAGCAGUGGACAAGACACUUGCUUUUGAUUCCCACUGUUACACAUCCACCAAAUAAGUUAUGUGUCAUACUGUACAAAAAAAAGUUGCAUGUUAAAUAAAUUACAAUGUAUUUUUUUGUUCAAAUAAGUUGUUAUGGGUCCUGCUUUACUAUCCAUAUAGAUCCGCCACCAGUUUGAUCGGCGUGGGGGGGGUUGUCUUAGUAUAUUUUCCUGCUUUUUUGUCCUUAGCCAAUCACAUGCCUGUAGAAUCUACUUAUAUUUUAUAAGCAAUGCAGUAAAACUUAAAUAUUGUGUUCAAUUGUAAUUAAAUGGUUUAAUUAGAUACAAAAUCUGGGCUUACAGAGAUGAUAGCCAGGAUGUUACAGAAUAAUAAUUUAAUGAAAACCUAAUUUUGACCAAAAAAUGACAUUCGAUCUAUGUUUCGAAUUUCCUGAAAAUGUCCCAGCGCGACAUGCGACGGGUUUUCCCAGAUCACAUCACGUAUAUAUCCAGUAAGCCAUUCAGCAAAGCAGACCCA
Molecule: messenger RNA, 3500 nt
Organism: Labeo rohita (rohu)
Lineage: Eukaryota; Metazoa; Chordata; Actinopteri; Cypriniformes; Cyprinidae
Exons: 7
Coding region: 437-1825 (462 amino acids)
Source: RefSeq, a predicted model, not a curated record